Molecule: messenger RNA, 372 nt
Organism: Dovyalis caffra
Lineage: Eukaryota; Viridiplantae; Streptophyta; Magnoliopsida; Malpighiales; Salicaceae
Source: the annotation of a GenBank genome assembly
AUGAGACACAGGGAAGGUCGACUUUAUAAUCGUGAUAUGAUGUUGCCAAAGCAGUUCAUGCUGACGGCGGGUCUUCUUGAUUGGGGUGGUUUUGGGGUUUUUCAAGGAGAUUGGUGGUUGGUGGUGGGUGUGGGCUUGUUUAGGGAGAUGGAGAGUGAGAAUAGUGAUGGCUUGAAGAUUAAUGGCCACCAUAAUACAUGGGGUACGCCGUACUUAAUUGAACGGACGCGUAAUUAUGACGCAUCCUUUGGAGAGAAAGGAGAAAUGCGGGUGCGCAUUGCUAUUGUGGGAAGCAACUCUAGAGGUAAUCUGGCCGAUGGUAAGAGCUUCGACAAUAUUUCAGCAGAUCUCCUCUUCAAGGUCGAGCACUGA